CGCCUACCUGAUAGAUUUCUUUUGGCUCAAUAUGUUUCACACGUGUCUUUUUUUGCUCUUCUUGUCCAAUACAGUUCUCAGCCUUCAAAUCUGCUCUUUCAAUGUGAGGUCAUUUGGAGAAGCCAAAAGAACACAACCAGAUGUCCUGGACAUCAUAGUAAAGGUUAUUUCUCGCUGUGAUAUCAUAUUACUGAUGGAAAUUAAGGACAGCAGCAACAGAAUAUGCCCCUUCUUGUUAGAGAAACUGAAUAGCCAGAUACAAGAUGAGUAUAGUUAUGUGGUCAGUAAUAGACUGGGCAGAAAGACGUAUAAAGAGCAAUAUGCUUUUUUCUACAGGUCAAAGAUGGUAACAGUCAGGAGAACUUACCAGUAUCCUGAUCUGCAGCCUGGUGAUGAAGACGCCCUUUCCAGGGAACCUUUUGUUGUCUGGUUCUACUCUCCAAAAACAGUGGUCAGAGAAUUUGUGAUUAUCCCUCUGCACACAACACCAGAAACGUCUGUGCGGGAAAUUGAUGAACUCUAUGAUGUGUAUCUAGACGUAAAACAACUUUGGAAGUCUGAGAGUUUCAUCUUCAUGGGAGACUUUAAUGCUGGCUGUAACUAUGUCGCCAAGAAGCACUGGAAGAAUAUCCGGCUAAGAAACCACACUGAAUUCAUUUGGCUUAUCGAUGACAAAAAUGACACCACUGUGAGAGCAAGCACCCAUUGCCCAUAUGACAGGAUUGUGCUCCAUGGAGAGAAGCUUGUAAGAGCCACUGUGCCAAAUUCAGCAAACAUCUUUGAUUUCCAGAGAGCCUUUUCAAUGACUGAAGAGCAGGCUUUGGCAGUGAGUGAUCACUUUCCAAUAGAGUUCCAGCUGAAAACCACCAGACACUCCUCAAGAUCCAGAAUAAAGAAUCAUGGAGUUCUUACAUGAAGGUCCAAUUGUCAUUGUGUGUGUGGGAGGGGGGAUAACAUUUUACAACAUGUACAAUCACAAGAAAGCAGUGGAAGUCAUGUUUUGACAUAUCCUUGAUGGAAGUCCUCUUUUGCGUGAAACAUUGUUCCAAAAUAUUUGUAUUGUUAAAAGCAUUAAAAUGGCUAAAAGAUGCUUUUGCUAUAAAUUUAAUGUAGCAAGAAUGUCUGUCACAGGGGGUUGUCUGAGGAGUUGUAUGCCUACUUUGCAUUAUUCAAGGUAUUUGCCAUUCUCAACUCAUGCCUUCUGGUCAAACAUACUCUAAUUUCAAGAGAAAUUAUGCACGCGUAAGUGUUACAAUAUCAAUACAAUAUCCUUGUCCAGCACUAUAAUCCUAAGAAACCCUUCUGAACAUUUCUUAUUAUUUAGCUUAUUUUAGUUAAAGAGCACAAAGAGCACAUGGUAAAAAAAAAAUUAGUGUUAAUACUUGGUGCAGACAAAACUGAAAGUACUUAUGGAAAAUGUACCUUGCACUUUUGUGAAUUUUUGUGUGGCUUUUGUGCUGUAAAGCCAUUUAAGUGCUAAUACAUUUUUUGACAGGAAUGAACAUUUCACAUUUGCACAUUCUGCAAAAUGAUAGAGGGGUGGGGGUUUUUCUUUUCUCUUUUUUAAAAUGACCUUUUUAGGCAGACUUUCCACAAGAUGGAAACUACCACAGAGAAUACACAUGUACGGGUGGUUGUUGCUCUGACCCAGUUGCAGAAUGGCACCUUCAGAAGGAUUUGUUCUGGUUACUGCAGUUGUCACAGUGCAGUAUAACAACAUAGGCUGUGAGUCUAAGGCUGUUAAUGGUUUAUAGUUGAUAACCAGAAGCUUGAAGUGAACCUGAUAAUUAAUCAGUCACCAGUAGAGGGGGAGCCCUGCCAACCUUUGGGUUAUCUAGUAGUGCAAAGCCAAAAUAAGGUGCUGAUUCUCUGUUCUGGCUAGUAUACCCACAAGGACAGAAAAUCAUGUCUGGUCUUGCACUUGCCCAUGUCUAGCCAUGCAUAAUUGCCUACUACUCCCUUCCUAAAGGGAUGAAAGCUUUGGGAACCUCACUUCCCACCUCCAGCCAUGGACUAUCUGUUUUGCUAAAGACAAAGAACUUGCUAAUGUGGUUGCCCCAAGUGUUCCUGUCAGCACUAAUCUCAGACUUCUUCCUCUGACUCAUUUCUCUCUAAAGGCCAUCUUAUUUACAUUCUCAAUGUUUUGCAGCCGUGAUUGAAUUGGCUCCGGCACUCCCUGGCUCAGCCCAUUAACUCCAAGUGCCAAACAUUCAUUUUUAAGUAUUUCACCUAUCAACUCAAGUUGAUCACUUUUCUCUUGCCUUAAUUGAAUGGCUACCAUUUGUCUUGGGAGAUUAAGGGUCUCUUUGCAUCACCAGAGGGCCCAGCCUUCCCCAUAAAUUAGGCUCUCACCCAAAAUCCAGCACUUAGUACUUCUGAGCCUGUCUUUUGAUUCAGGUGCGCUGUGUGCCAUCUGCUUUCUAUUCCACUUUCUUGGAGCCCAGGUGGGUCGUGGACUCUGCUUCUUAGACCCAAAGCCAUUUCAGGAUCUGAUACAGUACUACCCCUAAAAAUUCACAAGUUUCUUCCAUCUAUCUCCAGAUCUAUCCCCUCAAUACUGCUAAGGACUGUGUGUGUGUGUGUGUGUGUGUUCUGCUGCUUUGAUUGUGUGUUUAUACUUUUGUUAU
Molecule: messenger RNA, 2627 nt
Organism: Sphaerodactylus townsendi
Lineage: Eukaryota; Metazoa; Chordata; Lepidosauria; Squamata; Sphaerodactylidae
Gene: DNASE1L3
Product: deoxyribonuclease 1 like 3
Exons: 8
Coding region: 32-916 (294 amino acids)
Biological process (GO): programmed cell death involved in cell development; apoptotic DNA fragmentation
Cellular component (GO): nucleus
Molecular function (GO): DNA nuclease activity
Source: RefSeq, a predicted model, not a curated record